This is a messenger RNA of Phialemonium atrogriseum, 1332 nucleotides long. RefSeq names its product dhal domain-containing protein. The record is from RefSeq and is a predicted model, not a curated record. The transcript has a single exon. Gene Ontology annotation, molecular function: glycerone kinase activity. Lineage: Eukaryota; Fungi; Ascomycota; Sordariomycetes; Cephalothecales; Cephalothecaceae. Gene Ontology annotation, cellular component: cytosol. Bases 17 to 1288 code for a protein of 423 amino acids. Gene Ontology annotation, biological process: glycerol catabolic process.
CGGGCGGGGCGCGUCCAUGGACGACGUCUACGACCUCGGCGUCGCCUUCUCCCGCCAGAUCGUCUCCGUCGCCGCCACCCUCGACCACUGUCAUGUCCCCGGCCGGACGGAGCAUGCCACGCUGGCGGCCGACGAGGUCGAGCUCGGAACGGGCCCCCAUAACGAACCCGGCUACCUGAAGAUCUCGCCUGUGCCGUCGCCCGAAGAUCUCAUAAAGCAGGCCCUGAAGCUCUGCCUGGACGAAUCCGAUCCCCAACGAGGCUUUGUCAAGUUCGCCCCGGGCGACGAGACGGCACUGCUGGUCAGCAACUUCGGCGGCAUGUCGAAUCUGGAGAUGGGCGCGCUGGUGGACGAGCUCCUGGAGCAGCUGGGCAGGGACUGGGGCAUGGAGCCGGCGCGGGUGUACGCGGGCCAGAUCGAGACGUCGCUCAACGCGCCGGCCUUCUCCAUCUCGGUCGUCAACCUCACGGCCGCGGCGAGGGGCUGCCCGUACUCGGUCGACGACAUCAAGUCCUUCCUCGACGCGCGCACCAGCACCCACUGGGAAUCCAUGGCCGGUGCCCAGGCGCGGGCCGGACCUGGGAAGCGCAGGGCUCAGUUUGUUGUUGGGGGCCAGACGGAGGGAGAGGACCACAAGAGGCCCGUCGACGACGCAAGGGAUCUCAAGGUUGAUCCGGUUACGCUGGAGAGGAUGCUUCGUAGCGCCUGUGAGGCGCUGGUGGCUGCGGAGCCGGACCUGACGAGGUGGGAUACCAUAAUGGGCGACGGGGAUUGCGGCGAGACCAUCAAGACCGGCGCAACGCUGCUGCUGUCCGCCAUUGACACAAAACAGCUCGCCGCGUCGGGGUCGGUUGUCGCCGUCCUGAGGGAGCUCGAGGAUAUCGUGGAGAGCAGGAUGGGGGGUACGUUGGGUGGGAUCAUGGGCAUCUUCUUCGUGUCCUUGACGAACGCGCUCGAGCGCAAUAUCGAGCUCGCCAAGACACAGGGGGCGGCCUUCCUGUGGGCAAAGGCCCUGUCGUCGGCGUUGGAGAGUCUGGGCCGCUACACCCCCGCCAAGCUCGGGGAUCGCACCAUCAUGGACACCCUGAUUUCGUUCGCCGAGGGUAUGAGGGCGGGAAGCUUCGACGAUGGCGUGGCUGCCGCCGCGAGGGGCGCUGAGGCGACGAAGAAGAUGACGCCGAGGUUCGGCCGGGCAACAUAUGUCGCCACGGGGGACAAAGACCUUCCGCCGGAUCCGGGUGCUUGGGGUGCGAUGGUGGCUCUGAACGGAUUGAAGGCUGGCAUGUAAGAGGACCCCGGGAGGUUAGACUACUUAAUGAUAUGAUGCAGGUG